AUGAGUCAAACUGGAGGAUCUUCAUCUUCUCAUUCAGUGGCGUUUAGGGUUAUGCGACUUUGCCGUCCAUCCUUCAAUGUCGAUCCUCCCCUUCGUAUCGAUCCCGACGACCUCUUCGUCGGUGAAGAUCACUUCGACGUUCCCUCCGCCCCUUCCGCCGCAGACCUCAUCGCCCCCGAUUCCGAUCCUAGUUAUCGCGACCGCUUCCUCCUUCAUCACUUCUCCGAUUCCAUGGGUCUCUCUGGCCUCCUCGUUCUCCCUCAGUCCUUCGGAGCAAUUUACUUGGGAGAAACUUUCUGUAGCUAUAUAAGUAUAAACAAUAGCUCCAAUAUUGAAGUCAGAGAAGUUAUUAUCAAGGCUGAAAUACAAACAGAGAGACAGAGGAUACUUUUGUUAGAUACGUCGAAAGCACCAGUUGAGACUAUACGUGCUGGUGGGCGUUAUGAUUUUAUUGUUGAACAUGAUGUCAAAGAGCUUGGACCUCACACGCUGGUUUGCACUGCAUUGUACAAUGAUGGUGAUGGAGAGCGUAAAUACCUUCCCCAAUUUUUCAAGUUCAUUGUUGCUAAUCCACUUUCUGUCAGGACAAAGGUCCGCGUUAUCAAGGAAACUACCUUUUUGGAGGCUUGUAUUGAAAACCAUACUAAAUCUAACCUUUUCAUGGACCAAGUUGAUUUUGAACCUGCUCAACAUAUUGGUGCAACAAUACUUAUAGGUGAUGGGCACCAUUCUGAGAAAGAUAGUCCUACAAAGGAGACAUUUAAGCCCCCAGUACUUAUAAGAUCUGGUGGAGGAAUUUACAACUAUCUCUAUCAAUUGAAGUCAUCAUUGGAUGAUUCUGCUCAAACUAAAGUUGAGGGAAGUAACGUUCUUGGUAAACUCCAAAUAACAUGGCGAACAAAUUUGGGUGAACCUGGUCGCCUGCAGACCCAGCAAAUAUUGGGGACUCCAACAACAAAGAAAGAGAUUGACUUGCAAGUUGUAGAAGUUCCAUCUAUCAUUAACCUUCAAAGACCAUUCACGCUAAAACUGAAUCUUACAAACCUUACAGAGAGAGGGGUCGGCCCGUUUGAAGUUAGUGUGUCCCAAAAUGGUUCACCUGGGGAGACUGCUGUUAUGAUUAAUGGUCUUCAAUCAAUGGUUUUAUCACAGGUUGAGGCUUUAGGAUCCACUAAUUUCAGCCUGAAUCUCAUAGCUACUAAACCCGGAAUUCAGAGAAUAACAGGCAUUACAGUGUUUGAUAAAAGGGAGAUGAAAUCUUAUGAACCACUUCCUGAUUUAGAGAUUUUUGUGGACAUGGAAUAA
This is a messenger RNA of Lathyrus sativus (Indian pea), 1305 nucleotides long. Lineage: Eukaryota; Viridiplantae; Streptophyta; Magnoliopsida; Fabales; Fabaceae. The record is from the annotation of a GenBank genome assembly.